Radiomyces spectabilis is the source of this 656-nucleotide messenger RNA. RefSeq lists its product as uncharacterized. The transcript has a single exon. NCBI's taxonomy places the organism in Eukaryota, Fungi, Mucoromycota, Mucoromycetes, Mucorales, Radiomycetaceae. Bases 94 to 594 code for a protein of 166 amino acids. The record is from RefSeq and is a predicted model, not a curated record.
GCUCGUGAAACAGCAUUCGCACAGUUUAGCGCUAUAUUCAAUUUUGCCAAGUUGCGGUAAGCUUGAAUCGGGGGAAAUUGUAUAAGCAUAUGAAUGACCAGAAUGAAUGUAACUAGUCACGAAGAGGUCGAGGUGCCCAACCGUCCUUUGUUUGCUGGGAGCAUUCGCACAGACGGGUACGGUGUGGAUUGUAUUUUCACACGGCGAAAGCUUGAAAGCCUGCCACAACUAGCCAUCGAAGAUUUUACUACCGCUGAACUCGACAGAACUUUCCAUCUAUGGGGAGUCGAUCCAGGGAUCACGGAAAUUUUCGUCGCCAGCGAUGGACAUGGCCAACAAACACACCAGAUCCGGAGGUGCUCAACGGCCGAAUUUUACCACAAUUCGGGGGUUAAGAAAUCAGCAGCGAAAAUGCUUGCAAUGAAGCAGCAGACAGUGACUGAUGGGCGAACCAUUGCUGAUAUUGAGCGGGAUUUGCCGUCACGAAAAUCAUCUCACAAAGCGAAUAUCAUCCGUUAUGCCCAAGAAUUAUCCCAGGAUCUGGAUUCCAUGCUCAAUUUUACGAUGAUCGCUUUUCCUCGCUCCGUUUCUUGAACUACAUCGGCAAGCAAAAGGCGGAAAGCGAGCUUGUGAACAUCAUGCUCAAUGGUGGCAAA